Messenger RNA from Globicephala melas (long-finned pilot whale), 7874 nucleotides. RefSeq names its product heat shock protein family A (Hsp70) member 4 like (gene HSPA4L). Gene Ontology annotation, cellular component: nucleus; cytosol. The record is from RefSeq and is a predicted model, not a curated record. Lineage: Eukaryota; Metazoa; Chordata; Mammalia; Artiodactyla; Delphinidae. Gene Ontology annotation, molecular function: ATP binding; ATP-dependent protein folding chaperone. Gene Ontology annotation, biological process: protein folding.
AGCGACCGAACGCGCAGGCGCAGACCCAAGUAACUGCCGGUUGGAGGCGGCCGAACCGCAGUGGAGAGAGACCUGGCUGGAGGGGGCUGCGGCGCGGGCGGCCUCCACCUCCUCCAGGGUUCCCCGACGCGCUGCCCUCGUUUUAAUGCGCAGCGACUUCGGGUCAUCUCUCCUUUGCUUCUCGUAGGAGUCGCAGUUCCAGUAACAACAGCCUAGAAGAGGACGCGGUCCCCGCACAGAGGGCUUCAGCACCAUCCCCCCGACCAUUAGGCGGCGGGAUGUCUGUGGUCGGCAUUGACCUCGGCUUUCUCAACUGCUACAUCGCGGUAGCGAGGAGUGGCGGCAUCGAAACCAUCGCCAAUGAGUACAGCGACAGGUGUACCCCAGCCUGUAUAUCUUUGGGAUCAAGAACGCGAGCCAUUGGAAAUGCAGCUAAGAGCCAGAUAAUCACGAAUGUAAGAAAUACAAUUCAUGGUUUCAAAAAGCUUCAUGGGCGAUCAUUUGAUGAUCCUGUUGUGCAAACUGAAAGGAUCAGGCUUCCCUAUGAGCUGCAGAAGAUGUCUAAUGGAAGUGCAGGAGUUAAGGCGCGAUACCUAGAAGAAGAGAGACCUUUUGCAAUCGAGCAAGUUACUGGAAUGCUGUUGGCUAAGCUUAAAGAGACUUCAGAAAAUGCUUUGAAGAAACCAGUGGCUGACUGUGUGAUUUCAAUUCCGAGCUUUUUCACUGAUGCUGAGAGAAGAUCUGUGAUGGCUGCAGCCCAGGUUGCAGGCUUAAAUUGUUUAAGGCUAAUGAAUGAAACUACUGCAGUUGCACUGGCAUAUGGAAUUUAUAAACAGGAUCUUCCUCCGUUAGAUGAGAAACCAAGAAAUGUAAUAUUUAUUGAUAUGGGACAUUCUGCCUACCAGAUCUCAGUUUGUGCUUUUAACAAAGGAAAACUUAAAGUCUUGGCUACUACCUUUGAUCCAUAUUUGGGUGGCAGGAACUUUGAUGAGGUUUUAGUAGACUACUUCUGUGAUGAGUUCAAGACAAAAUAUAAGAUAAAUGUAAAAGAAAACUCUCGGGCCUUGUUGCGCUUAUAUCAGGAAUGUGAAAAACUAAAGAAGCUAAUGAGUGCAAAUGCAUCAGACCUUCCACUGAACAUUGAGUGUUUCAUGAAUGACCUUGAUGUUUCUAGUAAAAUGAACAGGGCUCAGUUUGAACAAUUAUGUGCUUCCCUCUUAGCCAGAGUUGACCCACCAUUAAAAGCAGUAAUGGAACAAGCUAACUUACAAUGUGAAGACAUAAGUAGUAUAGAAAUUGUAGGGGGAGCAACACGAAUUCCUGCUGUGAAGGAACAAAUCACUAAAUUCUUUCUUAAAGACAUAAGUACCACAUUAAAUGCUGAUGAAGCUGUUGCAAGAGGGUGUGCAUUACAGUGUGCGAUUCUCUCACCAGCAUUUAAAGUGCGUGAAUUUUCCAUAACAGACCUUGUUCCCUAUUCAAUCACAUUAAGUUGGAAGACCUCUUUUGAAGAUGGGACUGGGGAAUGUGAAGUAUUCUGUAAGAACCAUCCUGCCCCAUUCUCAAAAGUCAUUACUUUCCACAAGAAAGAACCAUUUGAACUAGAAGCAUUUUAUACUAAUUUACAUGAAGUGCCUUAUCCAGAUCCAAGAAUUGGGAGCUUCACUAUUCAGAAUGUUUUCCCACAGUCUGAUGGUGAUAGUUCCAAAGUUAAGGUUAAAGUUCGUAUUAACAUCCAUGGAAUCUUCAGUGUGGCUAGUGCAUCAGUAAUUGAGAAGCAGAAUAUAGAAGGGGAUCACAGUGAUGUUCCUAUGGAGACAGAAACUUCUUUUAAGAAUGAAAGCAAAGAUGAUGUGGAUAAAAUGCAGGUUGACCAGGAAGAAGAGGGUCAUCAAAAAUGUCAUGCUGAACACACUCCAGAAGAAGAAAUUGAUCAUACAGGAACCAAAACAAAGUCUGUACCCUCAGAUAAACAAGAGCGAUUAAACCAGACCAUUAAAAAAGGAAGAAUCAAGAGUAUUGAUCUACCCAUCCAGAGUAGCCUGUGUAGGCAAUUGGGCCAAGAUCUUCUCAACAUCUACAUUGAAAAUGAGGGGAAGAUGAUAAUGCAGGACAAAUUAGAGAAAGAAAGAAAUGAUGCGAAGAAUGCUGUUGAAGAAUAUGUAUAUGAUUUUAGGGACAAGCUUGGCACUGUCUAUGAAAAAUUCAUCACUCUAGAAGACUUGAGAAAACUGUCUGCAAUAUUGGAAGACACAGAAAAUUGGCUUUAUGAAGAAGGAGAGGACCAAGCUAAACAGAUUUAUGUGGAUAAGCUUCAAGAACUAAAGAAAUAUGGCCAGCCAAUUCAAAUGAGGUACGUGGAACAUGAAGAGAGACCAAAAGCUUUAAACGACUUGGGAAAAAAGAUCCAACUUGUCAUGAAAGUUAUAGAAGCAUACAGAAACAAGGAUGAAAGAUACGAUCAUUUGGAUCCUGCUGAAAUGGAAAAAGUUGAAAAAUAUAUCAGUGAAGCCAUGAGUUGGCUGAACAGUAAGAUGAAUGCACAGAACAAACUAAGUCUCACUCAAGAUCCUGUGGUCAAAGUUUCAGAAAUAGUCGCAAAGUCAAAGGAACUGGAUCAUUUCUGUAACCCCAUCAUUUAUAAGCCCAAACCAAAAGUAGAGGUUGCUGAAGACAAGGCAAAAGCUAAUAGUGAACACAACGGACCAGUGGAUGGACAGAGUGGGACUGAAACUAAACCAGAUACAACAAAAGACAGCACACAGCAUACUAAAUCUUCUGGAGAGAUGGAAGUGGACUAAGUCUUAAUUUCACCUUCACGUAAUUCAAACAGUGCAAGUAACCACAGGGUCCAUUCUUCUUUUACAUCUGGUACACACAACAGACAUUUAGUUGUUCUUAACCACUUUUUGUCAUUUGUUUUUUGGAGUAGUUUUGAAAAGUGUUUUAUAUUGAGUGCACCUCUUGUUCAUUUCCAUUGCUGCUUAAUGUGAAGAUUUAGCUGAAUAUACAUUAACAAGUCAGUUUAAGCUUUCCUAAUAUAUUUUAUGUCAAACAUGCAAGAUUGAUAAGUAGCUGGCAACCUUAUUUAAAGCUUCUACUUGGAUAAACCUCAGCUCCUUUAUUCAGGAAAGGAUACUGUAUUGUGCUACUGUUGCAGAAGCAUAGAUUUAAUUGCAUCAUUAUUUUGAAAAACAAAUAUUGAAACUGAUGUGGUUUAAAGCCACCAAGUCACUGACCUUUUUCUAGUUAUGGUAUUGUUAUAAUUUAAAUAUUAAAACAAAUAAGAGGUUCCUUGACAAAUUAGUCCAUCUCGUUGGUGUGCCAUGAGAACUUCAAAACUUUGUUUUCAUCAUAUAAAUGAACUAAAUCACACAUUGAAAAGGAAAAUGCACAAUUUUAUGUUAAGGUGACACCAGCAGUUAGCUUCUUUUCAUUAGUCAUGUGGAUUGAUGUUUCUUAGAGUAAUUCAGUGUCUUUAGCACUUGAAACUUCUGAUCUACUUGUCCUGAAGACCAGUUGCUGCUAAAGUGAUGCUGGCCCAAAAAUGAUGAAGCAUUUUUGAUGAAAAUACCUUCAUGUUAAGGGGAAAAUGCUGUUGACCUACUCAGACAUGCAUCUGUGAUGUUGAUAACCUUGUUUUAGUUUUAAUAGUUGUUUUGGUCUUCUUAGUUGAUUUUGUUAAUAUGUUAACAGAGGGCAGGGAGAAACGGCACAAUGUGUAUUGCAUUGUAUACAUUUAUCACUGAUUUACUUAAUGUUAACAUAUAAACACUAAAUAAGCAGUAAUACUUGAAAAGAAGCACUUAUACCAUAGGUCUUAGGAAAUACUGCUUGUAAUAAACUUAACUGUGUUACACAUCAACAGGCAAAAUAUAGAAUGUUACAUAGUGUAAUAUGAUAUGAUGUGAUUAAAUUAUAGUUCCUGCUGUUACAAUACCUGUUCAGACCUUGGCUCCAGUUUUGGUGCUUCAUAUAUAAAUUAUAUGUGUUGAAGGGCUGUGAAAUUAAGAUAUUUUAAAGACUUAAUCUGUGCUUCAUCACCAGACUUGUUCACACUGUUCAGUUCUGUGCAGAAGCUUGAUAUGGGAGCAGAAUGAAAUGACUUUUCAACCUACAAGAAAAAGAAGCAUAGACAAUGCAUGGGCACUUGUGUUCUUAAUGCCAAUCAACUAGAUUGACAUAGGUUAAAAUUUUGAAAGGCUCAGUUUUCCCCAAAGCUACAUCAUCUUUAUAUUAAGGAUUAAAAAAAAUUAAUAUGGACUUUUCUUAAGUAAUAAAAAUUGAGAGUUUAAUAUCUUUAGGGAUAGUCGUUACUUCUCACAACUAGUUCUCUAAGAGAGAUUCUGUUUCUACAGUGUAGUCUGCACUGAAAGGAAAGUAUGGAGCAGUGCAUUUUGCAGGGAUUUUUAUUCAUCAUUUUUGAGGGAGAUGUCCCUUUUUUGCAUUAAAAAAUCAUAUAGACCCAAUAUAUUUUUUAAUGUUUUCAAACUAAUGAAGUACUUAUAUACAUUAGUAAUGAUGAAAUAAUACAUUUUUUUAAAAGCAUGUUUGUUACUUUUCGUUUGUAUGUUGAAUAUAUAGGUUCACUUCAGUAAGAGCAUAAAAGUUAUGAAAGGGAAUAUAUAACAGUACACAUAGGGCAUUCACAGCUUUUUAAGAAGAAAAUCUCCACCCACUUUGUUAGGAGCUGUACCUCCAAAACUAAUUGGGAAUAUAUGGGAACAAAGCUUUCUGCAUCUGAAUUGUGUAGUACCUCCUGACAUUUUCCAGUUCCAUAAGUCAGUUUAUAUAGUUCUGUGUUUUAGUCAGAAUUAUAACAUUCCAAUUCCUGCAGUUAUGUAACACUUCAUUUAAUAAGUUAAAUAUAUCCAAAGAUAAUAUGUAUACUUUUCCUACCCAUUUAUUCAACUUAAAUGAUUUUCAAAAGCCCUUAACCUUAUAAUUAUUUAUUGAAUACAGUAAUAAAAGAGAAAAUGUUCUCAAUAUAGUUUUGGGUAGAAGGCAUGGGUUCAGUUUAAUUUUAAUCUGUAUGAAAUAUGCAGUGCUUAGAUGAAAAAUUAAAGAUCUUUUUUCAAAAUAAAAAGCCACUAUUUUAGAAGUUAUUUUUAAAAAUACAUUGCAAAAUAGGAUGUAUUCCUGUAGUAAACAAAUAAGAACUAAGUAUGUAGGAAAUGAUUAAUAGGAUUAAUAGGAAAUGAUUAAUUUAAUGUAUUAAUCUAAUACACUACGACUCUGGAAAAGUAUAAAUUAUUUGGUUUUAGAAAUCAACUCCUGAUAGCCAAUCGCAUGGUGAUUUUAAAAACAGAUUGCUAAAUAAUGUAACAAAAGAAAGUCUGUGAUGUUUUAAUUCCUUAGCAAUAUACAGAAUACUUAAGUUUUAAAACAACUAUCAAUACAAACAGCACACCAAAGAAUGAGGCUAUUGGAAUAACAGAUAAUCUCAAUUUUAAAAAGGUAAAAAUUAGACUUUAAGAAGAAAUAAAGAUUUCUUAGACUUUGGGGGGUCAAUUUUUAGUAUACUUAUGAUUAUAUUUCCUAGCUAGAAGUCUUUAAAGUGAAUUUUGGGGAUCAAUUAUCAAUAUAAUAAAGUGAUAUGUUAAAACAGUUUAUCCAAAUUAGCACAGAUGCAAGUGUUUUGAAAGACUAUAUUUAAAGAUAAUAGACAUUUGAAUACAGUGAUCAAUUGACCCAAAACAGAUUUAACCAUCCCUCUGUUUUCAUAAAUUUGAAUUGUAAUACUAAGCCUACAAACAUUCCCAUUAGGAUUUUGUUUUGUUUUUAAUAGUUGGUAUUUGGUAGUCCACAACAAUUAAAGUCUUGGCAUUAACUUUACAUAUCAUAGAUUUAGAAGUGAUAGACAAAUAUAACUUCAUCUUUCUCAACUUUUAGAAUCUGACAACAAAAAAACUUCAGUUCUAAAGUAGAUGUUAUUUUGUGGUUAGACUUCAGAACUUCUAAGUGGAAUUUGGUUUUGUGAUAGUGGAUUCUGUAAAACUUAAUGAGAGGCAUAUCUAAUUGUAUUGAUACCUCAGUAUUUAAAAUCUGAUGGCAUUGAUUAAAGUCAGCCACUGAUAUCUUUUCAAAUGACACAGGUGUCAGGAUGCUUAUAAAGUCUGAUUCUAAUGUUUUAUUAUCCUCUUAACUACAGUAUGUUUUAUAACUAUCAGUCAUUUACCAAACUAAUCUUCUUAGUCAAUUUCAGAAGAGACAGACUUUUUGAUCAAAAAAAAGAAAACAGUUUUAAAACUACCUUUUUUUUUUUGUCAAGGUUAAGCCAAAGUAUAAUUUUAAGACAACUUCCAGGAAGCACAUAAUCUUUUCUUUUGAUAAAAAGUAAUAAGAUUUAAUGCAGAUCAAGACCAGGUCUUUAACCAAAACAAAAGCUUUAGUUAUUUUACUUUCACAUCUCUAAUACACAAUAAACUAAAAUUAAUAUUCUUCCAUGUUUCUUAACCAGACAGCUCUGGGUUUAUAAUAUAGCCAGAUGUCUUAAGUUUUUUUCCCUUGUUAAAUUCAAGGGUGAUUGUUUCAUACAAUAACAGGGUACCUGGAAUUUUUAGAAUAUUAACAAACUGCUUAGAAGAAAAACCCCUAAAUGUCUAUGGCAGUAGUCAGUACCUAUAAGUGGUAAUGGCUCUUUCACCUUCCAGAUCUCUAGGGGUACCUCUAGCAUAUUGUUCGAGUAAGCAUUAAAACAAAAGGCAUGUCUGUUCAGAUACAUUAUGAAAUAACUUGGAGCUUUCAAGUCAAAGAAAGAAAACUAAUAAUUGAAUCACGAACAUUUGACUUAGUCUGUCAGGCAGGUCAAAAUCCAUAUCAACAACAGCAACAAAAAUAAAUGGUAAUGAUCUUUGCUUUGGAAUCUCUAAUUUACUGUCAUGUCCUAGGUCACAUGAUGAGUAUUAGGGAAGUGUAUUGAUUACCCAUCCUAUAAAGAGAUUAGUGAACUUCAACAUGUUUUAGAUAGUUUAAUUGCAUUAUAGUAUAUUACACUAUAAGUGGAAAUUAUCUUAGUCUUUCCAGUUACCUUGUUUUAUCUCUCAGUUCUGGACUCGUAAAUAAUCAUUAUAUUUCUCUCAAUUAUAUUUUGUUUUAUUUUGGAUUAUUCUUUAAGCCUUUUAUUUCAUGGAUUUAAAAAAAUACUUUUACGAUCACUUUGAUGGCUAAUUUUAUUACCUGUCUUUUUACUUUAAAACCAAAUCUUACUGUUAAGAAUUUUUUGACUCUUAAAUUUAUACUUGAAAAGCCAUGUUAUAAGUUUCCAUAUGUAAUUUCUCUAAAAUUUAAUAAGGCUUAAUAGAUUUUUCAUAUUCUGGCCUUUGAAUACUUUUAAGUAGUUCUAGACCAAAAGAGGUCAAUUUUGUGAGUACUGUGUAUUAAGUAACCAACGUCCCUCGUUUUUAAUCCAGAUAUCAAUGUAACAAAAAGGGUCAGAAAUUCAAAACAGUUGUUAAAGAUCAGACAACUUCAAUUCUUUGCUGCUUUCUGAUUACGUACAUGUGUUGUGCAUCCUUCUUGUUUUUUUUCAGAAUUUCUUAAAUUUUUUGCUUCCAAGACCUUGAGUUAACAUGCUCUUGAAAUCUUAUGGACCCACCCAGAAUGUAGAUGUAAAAAUGUAAUUAGAAAUGGAGAGCUAAGCAAAGGAAACAUUAAAGUGUUGUGGUUUCUUCACCUGAAAUAAUACUUUUAUGGCUUAGUGUCUUGGAAGGAGACUCACAUUAAAAGUAAAAAAUGUUAUAUUUGGCAGGAUGAAGCCAUUGUUGUUUAAUAUAGAAGCAAAUUUUUAAUGAAGUUACUGAAUUGUUUAGUACUAAAAUGGCAUCCAAGUCAUUUUUCCUUUCUCCAACCAUUAUUAAAAUAAUUUAUACACA